AUGGGCACUUCUAUUCUAUCUAGUGUAAACAACAAGGAUCGAACCCUCUCCCCUCGUCUCCCUCCCAGCGCCGCCUUCCCCACCGCACCCACGCGACGCCCACUAGGGGGGGGGGCUCACCCCCGCGUGACCUGCACGACCGUCGGCCCCGUCCCGAGUGGAUCUAGAUCGGGGGCAACUGACGCCCCCGACCCGUCGUGCGCCGUCACCGCCACCACCUCCGACACCGCUGGACCGCCGCCGGAGCCCCCCUCACCGUCUUCGCCGGAUCGGCCGCCGCCCCGUCGCCCUCGACUCCUCCCCGCUGGACUGCCUCCUCCCGGACUCGCAUCACUGAGCCUCGUCGCCUCUUCCCUCCUCGCACAUGCUGGAGCCCUGGAGCCAGACGCCACCGUCGACGACGACCCCUACUACACCGGAGGUGCCUACUACUACGUGCAGCCCGCUGACGACGACCAGGAGUAGUUAGGAGGAUCCC
Messenger RNA from Triticum aestivum (bread wheat), 478 nucleotides. RefSeq names its product neural Wiskott-Aldrich syndrome protein-like. The record is from RefSeq and is a predicted model, not a curated record. The coding region runs from base 1 to 465 and encodes 154 amino acids. Lineage: Eukaryota; Viridiplantae; Streptophyta; Magnoliopsida; Poales; Poaceae. The transcript is spliced from 3 exons.